Messenger RNA from Malus domestica (apple), 384 nucleotides. Its product is annotated as classical arabinogalactan protein 1-like. Lineage: Eukaryota; Viridiplantae; Streptophyta; Magnoliopsida; Rosales; Rosaceae. The record is from RefSeq and is a predicted model, not a curated record.
AUGGCUCGAUUCUUCGGCGUCGUUUUGGUGCUAAUGGUUUCUCUCUUGCUGGCCUCGACCUGGGCGCAAUCCCCUGCAUCGUCACCAGCCAAGUCUCCCUCACUUUCCCCCAAAAAAUCUCCCGCCGCCCCUUCUCCGUCGAGCACUCCACCUACUGCCGCCGCUCCUUCUCCAUCGAGCACUUCACCAUCCGCUUCUCCUUCGACAUCUCCCGUCGCUGACACUCCACCUUCUCCCCUAUCGUCGUCUCCGACUACUUCUCCAUCUUCAGUUUCUGGACCUCCCUCCGAGGCUCCCGCUCCUGCUAACGGUGCUGUUUUGAACAGGUUCUCAGCCUCCGCGUCUGUAGCCGCUGGGAUCUUCGCUGCUGUAUUGGUUAUGUAG